GUCUUAUCUUCUUCUUCCUCAGUCUCUCCCCCAAAAACCCAAUCCCCCCGCCGCAAGGUUUCGCCGCCGAUACAUUUCUCCGGCGUUACACCGGAGCUGACUUAGUAAUCCAACUCAAACUCGAAUUCAAACACUCUAAAACACGAUGCUAUCGACAUUACAGCCGCCGCGCUCUCUCACUCUCCUCCCUUUCCGACGACUCCACGGCUCCAAAACAAUCGCAUCCCUAGCCUCAGCCUCUUCCUCUCCCACCCUCGACGCCGCAGCUUCCGUCUCCCCUCCUCCGCAAUCCCAGAUCCUCGCCACCCGCCGCUCUCUCCUCUCCGGCGAGACCACGGCCUCCGAGAUCGCGAAAUCCCACCUCUCCCGCAUCCGCCUCACCGAGCCCCACCUCAAAUGCUUCCUCCACGUGUCCGAGACCGUUCUCAAGGAAGCUCAAGAGAUAGACCGGAGAAUCUCAAAAGGUGAGGAGGUUGGUCCCCUCGCCGGAGUUAUGAUCGGCGUCAAGGACAACAUCUGCACGGAAGGUAUGCCUUCCACCGCCGCCUCUCGCAUCCUGGAGCAUUAUCGGCCGCCUUUCGACGCCACGGCGGUGAAGAGGAUCAAGGAGAUGGGAGGGAUCGUUGUUGGGAAGACGAAUAUGGAUGAGUUCGGGAUGGGAAGCACCACCGAAGCUUCUGCCUUUCAGGUGACUGCGAAUCCGUGGGACUUGACACGUGUACCGGGAGGUUCGUCAGGGGGAUCAGCAGCAGCCGUUGCGGCGAGGCAAUGUAUGGUGUCGCUUGGGAGUGAUACUGGUGGGAGUGUGAGGCAGCCUGCUUCUUUCUGUGGUGUUGUUGGUCUUAAGCCGACUUAUGGGCGUGUCUCUAGGUUUGGGCUUAUGGCCUAUGCGUCUUCGUUGGAUGUGAUUGGUUGCUUUGGGUCCACGGUUGCUGAUGCUGGGAUGCUUCUUCAUGCUGUUUCUGGGUAUGAUAGGUUUGACUCCACCAGUAGCAAACAAGAUGUGCCUGAGUUUGAAUCACAGUUUCUUUCUAUGGAUUCUUUUGAAUCUAAACCGUUGAAGGGAGUGAAAGUUGGUCUCAUUCGCGAGACGCUUGAAGAAGGUGUUGAUUCUGGAGUGAGAUCUGCUACUCAGGAAGCUGCUUCUCAUUUAGAAGCAUUGGGUUGUGUUGUGACAGAGGUCUCUCUUCCUUCAUUCUCUCUGGGACUGCCAGCUUACUAUGUGAUUGCCUCAUCUGAAUCAUCUUCCAAUUUAUCACGUUAUGAUGGCGUCAGAUAUGGGAAUCAAGUUAUGGCUGACGAGCUCAAUAAGCUGUAUGAAUGUUCUCGUGGUCAAGGAUUUGGCGGGGAGGUGAAAAUGAGGAUUUUAAUGGGAACAUAUGCACUCUCUGCAGGUUACUACGAUGCAUACUACAAGCGAGCUCAACAGGUGAGAACACUAAUUCGAAAAGACUUCAAAGCGGCGUUAGAUCAGAAUGAUAUCCUGAUCUCACCAGCAGCUCCAUCUGCUGCAUACAAGAUUGGUGAAAAGAAAGAUGAUCCAUUGGCAAUGUAUGCCGGAGAUAUUAUGACGGUUAAUGUAAAUCUUGCGGGACUUCCUGCGAUUGUAUUACCAUGUGGAUUAGUUGAAGGGGGUCCCUCGGGUCUACCGGUUGGUCUUCAAAUGGUUGGUGCAGCCUUUGAUGAGGAGAAAUUGCUGAAAGUUGGUCACAUAUUUGAGCAGACUCUCAAAGGUUCAGGCUUUGUUCCUCCAGCGUUACCAAAUGUAGCCUAAACAUGAAAGCGUGGAGGCUCUUUUUACUUUCAUGCUUUAUUUAGGUAAAGCGAAUUAAAUUGUAAUUUAAUUUCUAUUGUAUUUUUUAAAAUACAAAUGUAGAGCUCAGUAUAUUAUCUUUUUACGUUUUAUGUUAUUGCAAUUGCAUUCA
This is a messenger RNA of Raphanus sativus (radish), 1925 nucleotides long. Its product is annotated as glutamyl-tRNA(Gln) amidotransferase subunit A, chloroplastic/mitochondrial. The record is from RefSeq and is a predicted model, not a curated record. The transcript has 9 exons. Gene Ontology annotation, molecular function: glutaminyl-tRNA synthase (glutamine-hydrolyzing) activity. Lineage: Eukaryota; Viridiplantae; Streptophyta; Magnoliopsida; Brassicales; Brassicaceae. The coding region runs from base 146 to 1774 and encodes 542 amino acids. Gene Ontology annotation, biological process: translation. Gene Ontology annotation, cellular component: glutamyl-tRNA(Gln) amidotransferase complex.